This is a messenger RNA of Sarcophilus harrisii (Tasmanian devil), 3301 nucleotides long. RefSeq names its product baculoviral IAP repeat-containing protein 3. The record is from RefSeq and is a predicted model, not a curated record. Lineage: Eukaryota; Metazoa; Chordata; Mammalia; Dasyuromorphia; Dasyuridae. Bases 1247 to 3160 code for a protein of 637 amino acids. The transcript has 9 exons. Gene Ontology annotation, biological process: regulation of apoptotic process; regulation of cell cycle. Gene Ontology annotation, cellular component: nucleus; spindle microtubule; cytoplasm.
UCCUUAGGGCGCAGCGCGCAGCCCUUGGCCGCAGUCGGCGGCUCUAACAGUCACCAGAGAAGACGUAACGGACGCUUCUAGCUCGGGAGGAGGAGCAGAUUUUGCAGGAAGAAGAAAGAACCUUCUCUUUUUUUCUCCCCAUUUUUUUUUUCCUGUGGAUCAAAAAUACCAAAAUGGAGACCUAAACCCUUACAAGGGACAAAGUCUAAACCUGGGGAGGUAGUUUUGUGCAUAAGUAAAUAAUUAAAAUUAUUGGUACCUAAUAAUGAUUGUAACAAAAUUGAUGAUAUCUCAUUUUGGCAUAUAGAAAAUAUAAGUGGUCAUUUUCAACAGUGUACAGCAAUAAUCCUUUUGAAGAUUACCCAGUGCUAUCAGCUAAAAAUGAAUUCCUUAGAGCAAGGGAUUAAUCUCAAAUUUUUUGUGAAGUUAACUAAAUCUUUAAGACAGACAUGUGUCAAUUUAAAAAAGAUUUGUGACUGGAAUGAAAAGUUAAAAGAAAGCAGGGAAGAAGAAGUCAGUGAUGAUACAUGAAAUAGUUGUCUAAACACCUGUAAGCCCUAAUAGGAACACAGAAUGAAGGAAUUCUAGAAUUGGAAAGGACCUCAGAGGUUGCUUAAUCCAACUCCUGUACAGUAGAUAAAUUCUCAAAGAGUCACGUGACUUCUAUUUGAAAGUAUCUAUUGACUCCAAUAACUCACACAAAGCAACUGAACUCUGCUUCCUAGUAACAUCUUUAAGAUAUUGUCUGAUCAACAUAGAUUACACUAAGAGUAGGUAGGAGAAAGGUGCUGAAAGGGUCUGAGAUUUUAGUUCACUCACAUAGUCAUAGGAAGAGUGAUGGAUGAAAAGUUAAAUUAGAUCAAGAUGGAUUUACUUUUGAAAAAAACAAAACAAAGAAGGCUGCUGGUAAAUAUGAUGUAUUUUGUAAAUUUGGCAUUUUUAUUUUCAAGAAAAGUUUGACAAAAUAGAAGUAUUUCUUGACUAUAGAGAGCUGUGUAAGCAAAACUUUAAAUUGGGUUAACAAUUUUAAUUAAGGCUGGUGGUAUGUUGUUGCCUCUGUAAUCAGAAAUAAUGUUUCUCACUAUCUGAGGGUCAGAAACACUACACACCUCCAAAGAUAGCUUGGCUUUAACCAUUAAGUUUCUAUAAUGGCACAUAUUAUAAUUUUAAAGUUAGAUCCUUUUUGAAAGUAUGUGAAAGUCUCUACCAUAAAAUUUAGAAUAUCUCUAUUAAACAAGUAUUUGGCAUGGAAAAUUACAAAGAAUUUCAUUUCCAGGUUUCUAGCUUCAUAUUAAAACCAUAUAGGAUGCACAAAACUACCUCCCCAGAGAAAGACUUGUCCCGUUUUUGCUCCCAGAAUCUCAUGGACAUUUUAGAAAAUAGCAUAUUCUUAUUGAAUAUGAAUACUAGUAACCUAUGUGAAUUGAAAUAUGACUUUUCUUGUGAACUCUACAGAAUGUCUACAUAUUCUACUUUCCCAGUCAAUGUUCCAAUCUCAGAAAGGAGUCUUGCUCGGGCUGGAUUUUAUUACACUGGUGUGAACGACAGAGUUAAAUGUUUCUGUUGUGGCUUAAUGCUGGAUAAUUGGAAACAAGGAGACAAUGCUAUUGACAAACAUAAACAGCUUUAUCCCAGCUGUGCAUUUAUUCAGAAUUUGAUAGCAGUUAACCUGGGAUCUUCUCAGUCCACAUUUUCUUCUUCAGUGAAUAAUGCCACACGUUCAUUAUCUUCCAGUUCAGGACAGAGUGGAUAUUUCAGUGGUUCUUAUUGCAGUUUUCCACUGGAGCCAGUGACUUCCAGAGCAGUUGAGGACUUGUCCCCUUUGAAUGCCAGCCCCUACAAUUAUUCAGUGAAUACGGAGGAUGCCAGAAUUCUCACUUAUCAGACAUGGCCAUUGACAUUUCUGUCACCAUUAGAUCUGGCAAGAGCUGGUUUUUACUACAUAGGACCUGGAGACAUGGUAGCUUGCUUUGCUUGUGGUGGGAAACUGAGUAAUUGGGAGCCAAAAGAUGAUGCCAUGUCAGAACAUCGAAGACAUUUUCCUAACUGUCCUUUCCUGGAGAAUCACAUCCAAGAAACAUCAAGGUUCAGUGUUUCUAAUCUGAGCAUGCAAACCCACGCAGCCCGUAUGAAAACCUUUGUGACCUGGCCCCCUCAAAUUCCAGUUCAUCCAGAGCAGCUUGCAAGUGCUGGCUUUUAUUAUGUGGGUUGCAAUGAUGAUGUCAAAUGCUUUUGCUGUGAUGGUGGAUUGAGAUGCUGGGAAUCUGGAGAUGAUCCUUGGGUGGAGCAUGCCAAAUGGUUUCCAAGGUGUGAGUACUUGAUCGAAAUAAAGGGACAACAAUUCAUCAAUCAAAUUCAAGCUAGUUAUCCCCAUCUUCUUGAACAGCUGCUAUCUACAUCAGAUACUCCAGUGGAUCAAAGUGCUGAGUUACCAAUUUAUUUUGGACCGGCAGAAAACCAUUCAGAAGAUGCAGUCAUUAUGAAUACAUUUGUUGUCAAAGCAGCUUUGGAAAUGGGCUUUAAUAGAAGACUAAUAAAACAGACAGUUAAAAAUAAAAUCUUAACAAGUGGAGAAAACUACAAAACAAUCAGUGAUCUUGUAUCAGAUUUACUUAAGGGAGAAGAUGAAACAAAGGAAGAGGAAAAAGAAAUUAAAGAAAUAGAAUCAGAUGACUUAUCAUUAAUUCGGAAGAACAGAAUGGCACUGUUUCAACAUUUGACCUGUGUGCAUCCCGUUCUGGAUGGCCUAUUGAUUGCCACUGUGAUCAAUGAACAAGAAUACGAUGUUAUUAAACAAAAAGCACAGAUAUCUUUGCAAGUCAGAGAACUGAUUGAUACCAUUUUAGUUAAAGGAAAUGUUGCGGCCAACAUAUUUAAAAAAUGUCUCAGAGAUGUUGAUCCAGUCUUACAUGAGAAUUUGUUUGUGGAAAAGAACAUAAAGUAUAUUCCAGCACCAGAUGUUUCAGACUUGUCAGUAGAAGAACAGUUGAGGCGAUUACAAGAAGAAAGAACAUGCAAAGUUUGUAUGGACAAAGAAGUAUCAGUUGUCUUUAUUCCUUGUGGACACCUAGUAGUUUGCAAAGAAUGUUCAUCUUCUCUAAGAAAAUGCCCUAUUUGUAGAAGUACAAUCAAGGGUACAAUUCGUACAUUUCUUUCAUAAAGAAAAAUAAUCUUCCAAACUUUUAUAGCUAAGGGAUUUGAAAUAUCUUAAAACUUCAAAAGGAAAGAUUGUUAUUUGUACCUGAUUAAUGAAUGUCUAUUCCCUCUUUCCCACCAAAAAUAAAUUAUCAUAUUGAAUUUA